AAAUGCGAGCGAAGCAAGAGAGAAGUAUUAUACUAUUGUUUGUUAGUUUGGUUUCAAGGAUCUGACGCCAUUGGAUAGCCGAUCCCGAAUUUGAACUCAGCAAGUAAAACACUCUGUAAAUUAAGACAUCGUGAUUGAAGAGCUCGAAGAGAGAUUUAGAGUGGAGUUGUUGCAGAUCCAGAUUCAUCCAUGGAAGUCCCUCAAGGAGGAUCCGAUAGAGAGAAAGGAAGCUCCGGUCCUUCUUCCAUCGUAGUCGUCUCGAAUUUUUGGAGAGAUUUUGACUUGGAGAAGGAAAGGAGUUUGUUAGAUGAGCAGGGACUUAAGAUAGCUGAAAAUCAGGAAAACAGCCAGAAAAGCAGGCGGAAGCUUGCAGAGAGUACCCGAGAUUUCAAGAGAGCUUCUGCAGACAAAAAGUUAGAAUUGUUUGAUUCUUUACUAAAGGGUUAUCAAGAGGAAGUGGACAAUGUUACAAAAAGAGCAAAAUUUGGAGAAAAUGCUUUUCUUAAUAUCUAUCAGAAGCUUUAUGAGGCUCCAGAUCCUUAUCCAGCUCUUGCCUCAAUUUCUGAACAAGAUUUAAAACUGUCUGAGCUUGAGUCUGAGAACCGAAAGAUGAAGGUUGAGCUUGAAGAGUUCAGGGCUGAAGCUACUCAUUUAAAGAAUCAACAGGCAACAAUAAGGAGACUUGAAGAACGCAACCGCCAAUUGGAACAACAGAUGGAAGAAAAAGUGAAGGAAAUUGUGGAGAUGAAGCAAAGGAGCUUGGCAGAAGAGAACCAAAAAAUGCUAGAAGUCCUAAAAGAGAGGGAGCGAUUGUUGCAGGAUCAGUUGAGGCAAGCAAAAGAAAGUGUUUCAAAUAUGCAGAAAUUGCAUGAAUUUGCACAGACCCAAUUGUUUGAACUUCGUGCUCAAUCAGAGGAAGAAAGAGCGGCUAAGCAGUCAGAAGUGAAUCUUCUAAUGGAUGAAGUUGAACGGGCUCAGUCGCGGCUGCUAAGUCUUGAAAGGGAGAAGGGACUUCUGCGUUCCCAACUACAGUCAACAAAUGAAGAAAAUGAGAACAAGAAAAAUGAUACUUUAGAUACAACUACUGUCCUGGAGAAUUCUUUGAAUGCAAAGGAGAAAAUGAUAUCAGAACUGAAUAUGGAACUUCACAAUAUGGAAACUACUUUGUCAAAUGAACGAGAGAUACACAUGAAUGAGAUCAAGAAGUUGAAUUUAUUGCUCAAUGAAAAGGAUACUGUGCUUGAGGACAUGAAGAAAGAGCUUCAGGCAAGACCAACAACAAAACUAGUUGAUGAUUUGCGUAAAAAAGUCAAAAUUUUGCAGGCAGUAGGUUAUAAUUCAAUUGAGGCCGAAGAUUGGGAAUUAGCUACAAGUGUAGAAGAGAUGAGCAAGCUGGAAUAUCUACUUCUUGAUAAGAACCGGAAAAUGGAACAUGAAUUCACACAGUUAAAGGUCAAACUCUCAGAAAAAACAUCUUUGUUAGAAACAGCUGAAGCCAAGGUUGCUGAGCUAAGUGCUAAGGUGAAUGAACAACAAAAGUUAAUAGCAAAACUUGAAGAUGAUAUAUUGAAGGGCUAUAGCUCUACAGAUCGAAAAGGCAGUAUUUUUGAUGAUUGGGAUCUUCAAGAAGUGGGAUCACCUGAACUAUCUGAGCAUGCAGAUCAUAAACAUGUUUCCCCAGAACAAGAUCAAAGCUCAAUGCUUAGGGUUAUUUGCAACCAGCGAGAUCGGUUUCGGGCACGUUUGCGAGAGACAGAAGAGGAAGUGAGGCAGUUGAAGGAGAAGAUAGGGGUGCUCAUGGUAGAGCUGGAAAAAACAAAAGCUGAUAAUGUGAAACUUUAUGGGAAAAUCCGCUACGUCCAGGAUUACAAUCAUGAGAAACUAGUUUCUAGAGGAUCAAAAAAGCACUUAGAAGAUGUUGAAAGCGGCUUCACUUCAGAUGUUGAAUCGAAGUACAAAAAGAUUUAUGAGGAUGACAUAAAUCCUUUUGCUGCAUUCUCUAAAAAGGAAAAAGAUCAAAGAUACAAGGAAUUGGGAUUGAGGGAUAAAAUCACACUUAACAGUGGUCGUUUCCUUCUUGGCAACAAGUAUGCCCGUACUUUCAUAUUUUUCUACUCCAUUGGGUUGCAUCUCCUUGUGUUCACUUGUUUAUACAGAAUGUCUGCUUUGAGCGAUCUCAGCUCAACCAACGUAAAUGAAGGAUCUACUACUUUAGAUUCCAAUCUUAACCUCCCGCAUGCGUUUUGACAUUCAUCGCUUAGUUACGAUUCCUACUGUUACCUGUGAUAGUUGAUGGAUGAGGUCUCGUGAAGCAGACAAUGUAUAUAACAACAAUGCAGCCAUUUUCUUCAUUUUCUGGAAAAAGAUGGUAAUGCAAAGAGAAUAUUGGUGUUCUAUUUGUACUGGAGUUCAUACUGCAUGUCCAUUCAAAAGAAGGCGCUUUUAAAUUGUACCAGUCCAUAGCACCGAGUUCUCUGGAUUUAUAGACUGGAUAACACUCAACAUAUACGACUUGGGAACUUGGAUCCACCGUUCAAUUCUCCUUGUUCAGACAUGUUGUUCAUCCCAUUUAUGCCCUUUCAAAUGAUCAAAUUAAGCAGUACUUGUAUUUCAAAGCUAAGGAUGGCCUGUGGCCAGAUAGUUGAAUCAUCUUGGCUAUCAACCCAUCCCCAAAUGGUUCAGGUUAACCCUGAAUUGUUGUUCAGUCUGGUCAGUCUCCCCCUGGUUAUACUUGGGAAUCUUCGAACACUUUGUAAUUUUCUUGGAAUACUUGAAUGCGCUUUGUUUAUUCUAUUUAUUUGAUCUCAAUUUACAAUUUUACAUAGUUCAAACA
Molecule: messenger RNA, 2833 nt
Organism: Nelumbo nucifera (sacred lotus)
Lineage: Eukaryota; Viridiplantae; Streptophyta; Magnoliopsida; Proteales; Nelumbonaceae
Product: protein CASP
Biological process (GO): intra-Golgi vesicle-mediated transport
Cellular component (GO): Golgi membrane
Source: RefSeq, a predicted model, not a curated record